Empidonax traillii (willow flycatcher) is the source of this 2282-nucleotide messenger RNA. RefSeq names its product C-C motif chemokine ligand 20 (gene CCL20). The record is from RefSeq and is a predicted model, not a curated record. Bases 1490 to 1792 code for a protein of 100 amino acids. Gene Ontology annotation, molecular function: CCR chemokine receptor binding; chemokine activity. Gene Ontology annotation, biological process: cellular response to tumor necrosis factor; neutrophil chemotaxis; immune response. Lineage: Eukaryota; Metazoa; Chordata; Aves; Passeriformes; Tyrannidae. Gene Ontology annotation, cellular component: extracellular region. The transcript has 4 exons.
AAUAGCUGUAUACUGAGAGCACUGAUCUUUACAUAUUUUUAUGGCAUUUCACUAUGAUCCAUAAAAUAAUUACAUCAGGGCAUGGGUUCUUUGUGGCCUCUUCCCUCGUCUAGGGGCUGUGACUCUGCAGAGAAGCAUCUCCAGUGUGUGUGGUGCCAUGCACACUGCAAGGCUGCUGAUGUACACACCAGCCACGUGAGCUUCCCUAAAUUCUGGCUAUUGUAUGGAGAAAUUAUUUUCUCUGAAUAACAAGCUGUUCUAGAGCUGAAGCUGCUCACGUUUCUAGAAAGAGGUUCUGGCAGUCUGUGCAGGAUGACCGCGUCCCUGAGCUCUACCUUAACAGAAGCCACUCGAAGCUCAGGUUACUCUGUAAGCACCUGGAGCCGGUGGCAGCUCCUGUUUACACUGGCUGACCAGAAAAUGGCCUGCAGCCAACCCGUUAUUUUCACACAGGUCCCUAAACAGCACGGGAAAGCACCGUCCCUCAGCAGCAGCUCAAGGAGUGUGCUUGCAGUGAUGACAGAGCCUCUCCCCGGGGUUUCUCCAGAGCCAUGGGAGGCAAUUGUAAGAUUCUGUGGGGUUUUUUUUGAAUGUUCAGGAGUUGCAAUACCCAGGUACGGUUUGGCAUGGGAAAGCAACAAGCUACAGCUAUUGUUUAUGAAGCAGCAUUAGUGUAUUCUGGACAGCACAGGCUCAGUGGAAAAUACAGUCCCUGUUUCAGGUUGCUUUUAAGCUCGCUCUGUUUCAGAUUAAAUAGUUCAGAUGUGUAACGAAUGGGAUGAAAUCGAUGGCAGAGGAUACAUGGUAUAGGAAGCUAAAGAAAUCCAUUUCCACGAAUACUCAAUAUUGCUCAAGUGUCCUUGCCAGUACUACAGUCCAGAUUUCAGAAAGCACUAAUCUGCAAAGCUGGAUGUUACCGUGUCAGCCAACCAGUAAACAUUAAUGCAGUGCUUUGGUAUCAUCACAGCUCCUGUGAACACACCAUACUGAAAUGAAUCUGGCUGGGUCAGCCCACUUCCAUCAGCCCCCAGGUUGGGUUUAUUAAACUGGAACACAGCAGACACACAGUUUCUGUAGGUAACACUGAGAGUCACCUACAUGUGACUUUCCUCAUUUCACAACCCACACUCCUACCCCUAAAACUACACAUCCUUUACCCGCAGAACCAUUACCUCACAGCCUUUUAUUUCCUUUUCUUUCAGACUGAAUCUAUUAAGCUACUUAAAAAAAAAAAAAACCAAAACAUUCCCUAGCACACUGUUACAGUCUUAUCUCCGGUUGUAGUACCAGGAAGGUGUGCUGGGGCCAAAUCAGGCGCAAUGGAAUUCGCCGUGGGGAAACCCGCUGAUGACAGUGGAACCCGCCCGUAGGUGAAUUCCCGUGGCUCCUGCCGCCCCUUUAUAAGCAGGUGGAGGUGAGGCAGGGCUGGCAGGACAGGCAGGCAGCAGCUGAGCGCUCAGUGGAGCACGGCAGUGUGUGUGGAGUGGGAAUGGCUGGCUUUAGCAGCAAGAGCACCGUCCUGGUCUCCCUGCUGGGGCUCCUGACGCUGCUCCUGUGCAGCCCCUCUGAAGCAUACAGCAACCACGAUUGCUGCCUGUCUUACACCAAAGUGCGCCUGCCUCGCUGGGCCCUGAAGGGUUACACUGAGCAGCUCUCCAGUGAAGUCUGUGACAUCCCUGCCAUCAUCUUCCACACCAUCGGUGGGCUGAAUGCCUGUGUAAAUCCUAAGGAAGGCUGGGUGAAGAAGCAUCUUCUUUUCCUCAGCCACAAGCUCAAGAGGAUGUCAGUCUGAUAUUAUUCCCAGCAAGGAGCCAAAAAACAAGUACAUGGCUGAAGAACCACCAGGUUCAAGCUCUUGGUGGAGAUUGUGUUGUACACUGUUGUGUGCUUACCCUCCUCUAACUCAGGCUUCUUUGGAACCGUUGAGCCUCUCCAGUUGAUUCAUAUUGCAUCGCUGGUUUGCUUGCAUUAAGCAUUUUGUUACAGUUUCUAUUUUUACUAAUAAGUGCACUAAUAUAUAACAUGGUAUUAUUUAGUAAAGAUUGCAUUAAGCUGUUGUACAGUAUGAAUUUUAUUAGGUUCGUUGCACGUUGGUUUUGUUUUGUUCCGUGUGUGUAAAGUGGGUUAUUUAUUCUGUUUAUUUUAUUACUGUCUGGUGCCAAAAUGUUUCCUUUUGGCUGUAGUUAGCAUUAUAAUAUUUCUCGAGCUAUUGUUAAACAAAGUCUGCCCGUGGGAAAAAAAAAAAAAUGGAAAUUGCAGCUUAAAAAAAAAUAAAUGUUAAA